AGCUCGUGACGUCAUUGUUAAAGAUGGCCACCAGCGGCGGGACCACGGUGGUUCUGGAUGUUAAUCCGAUCUACUUCUAGACUUGCACGGGAUAAUCUACGGCGUUUCGGAGAUGAAGACCUUCUGUGGAAGAGCCAACCCAACCACGGGAGCUUUAGACUGGGUGGAGGAGAGCGAAGAGUACGACUACCACCAGGAGAUAGCCAGGUCCUGCUAUGCAGAUAUGCUGCAUGAUCGUGACAGGAAUGAGAAGUACUAUCGGGGGAUCUGGGCGGCUGUGGCCAGAGUCAAGGCUCGUGGUGAGAAGGUCAUCGUCCUAGAUAUUGGGACAGGAACGGGCCUGCUGUCCAUGAUGGCCGUCACGGCUGGAGCGGACUUCUGCUACGCUGUAGAGGUCUUUAAGCCGAUGGCUGAAGCAGCCCAGUGCAUCGUGGAGAAAAACGGCUUCUCUGACAAGAUUAAGAUAAUUAACAAGCACUCUACUGAUGUCACCGUGGGGCCAGGUGGAGAUAUGCAAAUGAAGGCCAACGUCCUGAUCACAGAACUGUUUGACACAGAGCUGAUAGGUGAAGGAGCCCUGCCCAGCUAUGAGCACGCUCACCAAAACCUGGUCCAGGAGGGCUGUGAGGCGGUUCCUCACCGGGCCACUGUCUACGCCCAGCUGGUGGAGUCAGAGCUGCUGUGGAGCUGGGCUCAGCUGCAGCCAGUAGAAAUAGAGGGGGCCCGUCUGCUGCCUCCACCUGCUGUGGGCCACUGCGCCGGGGCUCAUUCCGUGUGUGACAUCCAGCUGAGCCAGGUGUCUCCUGACAGCUUUGCCCCACUGGGUCCUCUCUGCACCAUGUUCAGUGUGGACUUCAGUAAACAAUUAAGCAGCGCCUUCCAGUCCCACUCCUCCCAGUUUGUGGCUCAGUCCAGCGGUCGAGCCCAGGUGGUCCUGUCAUGGUGGGACCUUGACAUGGAUCCCAGUGGGAACAUUGUGUGCACCGUGGCUCCCAGCUGGACGUACCCACAACCAGAGAUGGCUCCUUGGCGGGACCACUGGAUGCAGAGUGUGUACUUCCUACCUAUGGAGAGCAGGGUGACGGCAGGAGAGGAGCUCAGCCUGACUGUCUGCCACGAUGACUACAGCCUGUGGUACAGCCUGCAGUCUCACAGCCAGAAGGAUCCGCAGACCAAAGCUCCUCCCUCUCGGCCGUGUUGUACCUGCCAGGCACACCUGGUUUGGACUCGGCCUCGUUUCGGUGAACUCAACGACAGACGGCGCACAGAGAGCUAUGUCAGUGCGCUGCGCAGCGUGCUGAGAGAGGACACUGUGUGCCUUAGCGUCAGCGAUGGAAGUCUGCUUCCUGUGUUUGCUCACAUGCUUGGAGCCAAGAAGGUCUUCAGUUUGGAAAGCUCUAGAAUGUCCAAGGAGAUUAUUGAGCAGGUGUUGGAAGCCAAUUCAAUGAAGGAAGGUGUCGAGCUGUUGGAGAUCAGGCCUGACCAGCUGAACAGUAAUGACCUAGGCGGAGAGCAGAUCUCAGUCCUGAUGGGUGAGCCGUACUUCAGCACCAGCCUUCUGCCCUGGCACUCCCUGUUCUUCUGGUACUGUCGGACCGCCGUGGCAGGCCUCCUGCGGCCUGGUACCACCAUCCUGCCCUGCUCUGCCACACUUCACAUGAUGGCUGUGGAGUUCCAGGAUUUGUGGAGGAUAAGAGCACCAUGUGGAACAUGUGAGGGCUUUGAUGUCGCGCUCAUGGAUGAAAUGGUCCAGCGAUCUCUAGAUUUCCGUGAGUGCCGUGAGGCAGAGCCCCACCCUCUGUGGGAGUACCCGUGCCGUGCUCUGACCCAGCCCACAGCCGUCAUGGCCUUUGACUUUACACAGUGUGUCCCUCAGCAUCCAGUCAGCAGUCAGGGCUCACUGCCUUUUAUCAGGAUUGGUCGUUGCCAUGGUGUCGCGUUGUGGAUGGAAUACCAUCUAACCAAUGACAUCACUGUCAGCGCGGGUCUGACUGGACCAGUCAGUGAACAGGGUGACUGUGAGUGGAGUCGACACAGGAAGCAGGGAGUGUAUUUCUUCAGGUCCCCCUGGGAGAGCUCAGGUGAUGGCAGAGCUGCGGUGUCUUACAGCUUCAACUUUGAACCCAGUUUAGGAGACAUCAAGAUGGACUUCAGCAUCAGGUCUUAGUGAUGAAGAACGAAUGCUUUACCUCAUGUUUGCAUUUUGGGUGCAUAUUUAUCAUCAGUGUUCUGACUGAAGCUGCCACUUGCCUUUAAGAUGAUAACUUGAUAUCUGUAAUGUGACUGUUAUUAUCCCCAGAACUGACCAGAAUCCUCCAUUUUUAGACUGUGGAACAUGAAAACUGCCCACAAAUUAUGAUAAUAGUUAUAUUGGUCAUAUUAAGGGCUUCCCAUAAGCAGCACAGUAAUGAAUCAUGUCACGUGAAAGGCAGAUCACACUGACUGACUGAUGGAUACUUCCGCCAGUCGUUUCUGGUGUAUUUGUAAUAAAAUGGAAUAUUUUAUCAUAGUCAUUACAGAGAGAGACCUCAAAGGACCUAAUAAGGUCUCCUAAUAUGAUAGUUCCUCAGACCUUGCUUGAUUAGGAAUCAUCAGGUUGUGCAAGGAUUGAAGAUGUUCCAAGACUCUCGUAUCUGCUCUGAGGAGCAGGGAUUGAGGAGGCUACUGCAGAGCCGUGAGUGAGGUCACAUGAUCCUUCACCGGUGUUUUAUGGACCUACCACACCCCUUUAUUAGACAGCGGUUACUGAUUGGACGCUUCAAAGGAUCAGACGAAAGGAUGGCUCACGUCUCUGAGAAUGUUUCCUUGAUUCCUCUCACCUCACACUUCUUCCUUGCAUCUUUUCCUGUCAUCUAACCCUUUAGACAAAAUCCUGGCUUUAGUGUAUUAAAAUGAAACUAGACACCA
Molecule: messenger RNA, 2907 nt
Organism: Monopterus albus (swamp eel)
Lineage: Eukaryota; Metazoa; Chordata; Actinopteri; Synbranchiformes; Synbranchidae
Gene: prmt7
Product: protein arginine methyltransferase 7
Exons: 17
Coding region: 113-2167 (684 amino acids)
Biological process (GO): chromatin remodeling; peptidyl-arginine methylation, to asymmetrical-dimethyl arginine
Molecular function (GO): histone methyltransferase activity; protein-arginine N-methyltransferase activity
Source: RefSeq, a predicted model, not a curated record